AUGUCAGUGCUGAUAAACGGAUCGCCAUCUAAGCCUUUUAAGAUGGAAAGGGGAUUGCGACAGGGUGAUCCUCUAUCUCGAUUUCUGUUUGUGCUUGUCAUUGACGUGCUACAUAGGAUGCUUGGGGUAGCAGUGAGAAAUAGGUGUAUCUCGCCACUACUAGUGGGUAGAGAUCAGGUCGAGCUGUCACAUCUUCAGUUUGCGGACGAUACCAUCCUGUUCUGUCCCCCUGAGGAAGAGACCAUUAAGAAUUACAGGAGGAUCCUACGUUGUUUUGAGCUCAUGUCGGGGUUGAGUAUUAAUUUUGAUAAGUCUAGCCUGAUUCCUAUUAACUGUGAUGAUCAGUGGGUGCAGUGUAUGUCUAGAAUGCUGGGUUGUAAGAUUGCCUCGUUGCUGGUGAAAUACUUAGGGAUCCCGCUAGGAGCAAACCCGAGGUUGGUGAGGACUUGGAAGCCCAUUAUAGAAAAAGUGGAGGAGAAGCUGAGCAUCUGGAAAGCCAAAAUCCUCAAUAGAGCUGGUAAACUGGUGCUUAUUAAAUCUGUUUUGAACAGCCUCCCUGUCUAUUACUUGAGCUUGUAUAAAAUGUCAAAGGUUGUUGCAGAGAAAUUGAUUUCCCUACAGAGAAGGUUUCUUUGGAGUAAGGAGGAUGGAAGGCAUGGUAUGGUAAUGGUCAGGUGGGAGGUGGUGCAAGCUCCCAAAAAACUUGGCGGUUUAGGGGUUGGGGAUGCUAUGGUGCGUAACUCAGCCCUUCUCUUGAAGUGGUGGUGGCGGUUUUCAAAGGAGGAUUGCCCCUUAUGGAAGAAGGUGGUGUGUUCUUGUAACAAUCUGAGUCCCAAUGUGAUGCUAUCAUCCCAGGUGUUACCUACUCGGGAGGGGGGACUAUCUGCUAAAUACAAUUCAAGGAUCAACAAGUAA
This is a messenger RNA of Arachis ipaensis, 915 nucleotides long. The record is from RefSeq and is a predicted model, not a curated record. NCBI's taxonomy places the organism in Eukaryota, Viridiplantae, Streptophyta, Magnoliopsida, Fabales, Fabaceae.